Thermothielavioides terrestris NRRL 8126 is the source of this 2293-nucleotide messenger RNA. RefSeq lists its product as uncharacterized. Gene Ontology annotation, molecular function: flavin adenine dinucleotide binding; oxidoreductase activity, acting on CH-OH group of donors. The record is from RefSeq and is a predicted model, not a curated record. The coding region runs from base 509 to 2128 and encodes 539 amino acids. NCBI's taxonomy places the organism in Eukaryota, Fungi, Ascomycota, Sordariomycetes, Sordariales, Chaetomiaceae. The transcript has a single exon.
AUCCAGAGACUUCGCCAUGGUAGGCAACAAGUCUCAGACGGCGCGGCAUUCAGGGGGUUGCUGGGAACUUUAAAAAUCAGUUUUGGCCGUUCCUGCGAGUUCUGGCACAAUCUCAUCAUCUUCCAAAGCCUGCUUUGAAUAUUGGUCAGCCAUCGCACAGCAUGACGCCCGCCUUUGAUUUUGUCAUUGUCGGUGGCGGCACUGCCGGCCUGGUGCUGGCUGCCCGCCUUUCUGAGGACGCCAACGUGCAGGUCCUGGUUCUCGAGGCCGGGGAUGACCUCUCGACCGAUGCCCGAGUCAACGUUCCCGCUAUGUGGCCCCAGUUGCAGGGCACCGAGACUGAUUGGCAGCUCAAGACGGAGCCGCAGGUAAGCCAUGUUGUCCUGGCUAAUCAUCUACAUACGCCGGCCCGUUACUGACAUUGCUUGCCAUCUAGGGAGCGCUGGGCAAUCGGGAGCUCGUCAUCGCGCAGGGACGCCUUCUCGGCGGCUCCAGCGCGCUGAACGCCAUGAACUUUGUCGUCGGCGCCAGAGAGGACCUGGAUGCUUGGGCCAAACUUGGCAACCCAGGCUGGGACUGGGAGAACUUCUCCAAGUACCUGAAGCGGACCUACACCGUGACCGCGGGAUCCGAAACCGUCAACGACGGCGCCAUUCAGACCCACAUUCCCGACGAAGAAACCAAGUGGCCCAAGGUCUGGCGCGACACCUUGGCGGGCCUCGGCUACUCGGUCGACAACGACCCCGUUUCGGGCGACAUCUGUGGCGCCGUCAUGUACCCGGACGCCAUCGAUCCCAAGACCAAGACGAGGAGCUUCGCCGGCAAUGCGUACCUCGCUCCCGCACGGGACCGUCCCAACCUGACCGUAUGGACCGGAGCCACGGUGGACCGGAUCCUGUUUGACCAUACGGCCGAGGGCAUCGUCGCCACCGGCGUGCAGUAUUUCACCAGGGACGGCAAGCUCGACACCGUCGCCGCGCGCAAGGAAGUUAUCCUUUCGGCCGGCGUCUUUCACUCGCCCAAGAUCCUGGAGCAGUCAGGCAUUGGGGAUGCAAAGCUGCUGCAGUCUCUCGGCAUCGACGUGGUCGUGGAUAAUCCAUACGUAGGCGAGAACCUGCAGCACCACCCUAUAAGCUUGCUCUCGUUCGAGACGGUCGACGACGGCAAAGAAGGUUUCGACACCCUCGAUGCCAUCGCCAGGCAGGACCCGGCCGCCGUCGGCGCCGCCAUGGAGGCCUACACCACACAGCAGCGCGGCCCGUUCUCCAAGACCAACUGCAACACAAUGGCCCACCUUCCGUUCCCGGGCAUCGACACUGACGCCGGUAAGCGGGAACUGCAGGAGCUGCUGGACCAGUUCCUCCCGCCCGCGGCAGCCUCUUCCUCCUCCUCCUCCCUCGGAGGCAAAGCCACGCCGGCCUACACCGAAGCAGCCGAGUCCUUCGUGCGCUCGGUGCUGACCUCCCCGACCGCCGCAUCGGGCUACUACGUCGCCAUCCCGGUCCGCGCCCACCCGGGGCCCUCCGGCCGCAUGGUGCCCGCGCCCGCGGACAGUUCCGAGCGAUACUUCACCGUCGCCGUCCUGCUCACCCGCCCGCUGUCGCGCGGCUCGGUGCACCUGACCGCCGCCGCCGCCGACCCAGCCAGCCCGGGCCACAGCCACAACGACAACAACCGCAGCAACAACUUCAAGCUGUCCAUCAACCCCAACUACCUCGCGCACCCGCUCGACCUAGAAAUCCUCGCGCGGCACGUGCGCUUCCUGGCAGGCACGCUGGCGCGGGCGGAGCCGCUGGCGAGCCGGCUGCGGCAGGACGCGGGGGGCAAGCGGACGCCGCCGGGGUGGUGGUGGGCGGCGGACGGGACGUUCGCGGGGGCGGCGGACGCGGAGGCGGCGAAGCGGUUCCUGCGCGAGACGGCGGUCGCGUCGACGCUGUACGCGGGCACGUGCGCCAUGAUGCCGCGGGCCAUGGGCGGCGUGGUGGACGCGGCGCUGCGGGUGCACGGCACGCGCAACCUGCGCGUGGUGGACGCCAGCGUGAUGCCCUUCAUCACGCGCGGGGACACCAUGGCGACGGUGUACGGCAUUGCGGAGAAGGCGGCGGCGGGGAUUCGGGAGGGGCUGUGAGUGGCCCGGGGAGGACUGGAUAUUUGCUUUUCGAGGGAAGUGAGAGUGGGAUGGAUCAAUGGGAUGGAUGGCUUUCUCUAUUAGCUACCGCGGGUGACCGAAGACACACGCGGAUUGGACAUGAUUUUUCCCCUCCGUAACCGUCCGCCUCGAAAAGCGUCUCAA